This is a messenger RNA of Monopterus albus (swamp eel), 2143 nucleotides long. RefSeq names its product sodium- and chloride-dependent GABA transporter 2-like. Gene Ontology annotation, cellular component: plasma membrane; cell projection. Lineage: Eukaryota; Metazoa; Chordata; Actinopteri; Synbranchiformes; Synbranchidae. Gene Ontology annotation, molecular function: gamma-aminobutyric acid:sodium:chloride symporter activity. The record is from RefSeq and is a predicted model, not a curated record. The coding region runs from base 83 to 2143 and encodes 686 amino acids. Gene Ontology annotation, biological process: sodium ion transmembrane transport; nitrogen compound transport; amino acid transport. The transcript is spliced from 18 exons.
CUGUUUAUAUUGCGGCUUUUCUUCAGAUUUUGCUCAGUCAGGAAUUUUGCUCUCGGUGUCUACUGCAAACUCACGGGUGGCCAUGACUGAGGAAACAGCCAGAGGGGACCCUGUUAAAGAUGAAGAGGCUCCUGUGGGAAAGGUUCAGCCUAGGGAGAAGUGGGCCAACAAAACAGAGUUCAUACUCUCCAUGGCUGGAGAAAUCAUUGGUCUUGGAAACGUAUGGCGUUUCCCCUAUCUCUGCUACAAGAAUGGAGGAGGUGUUUUCUUCAUCCCUUACUUUGUGUUCCUCUUCUUCUGUGGUAUCCCUAUGUUCUUCCUGGAAACGGCAUUGGGCCAGUACACCAGUGAGGGUGGGGUCACUGCCUGGAGGAAGAUAUGCCCUAUGUUUGAAGGGGUGGGGAUAGCAUCUCAAGUCAUUGUGAUAUAUUUAAACAUUUACUACAUUGUGGUGUUGGCCUGGGCUAUCUUCUACCUGAUUCACUCCUUCAAAAAUCCUCUGCCCUGGUCCACAUGUGACAACGUGUGGAACACUGCGUUAUGUCAUGGUCGAAUUGGCAUUUAUGCCAACCCUGAUUUGUUUCGAGUUGACUCCAACUGGUCAUUCCUACACAACAACACAUCACCUGACUACUUUGAAAACAACACUUACAUCAAUGACACUGACCAAAUACUGUUGGUCAAGUCACCAGAAGAGGAGUUCUGGAUUAACCGUGUGUUAAGACUGUCAGAUGAUUUGUCCCUGGGAAAGGUACACUGGGACCUGGCUCUCUGUCUCCUCGCUGCCUGGGUUAUAUGCUACUUCUGCAUCUGGAAGGGAGUUAAAUCCACAGGAAAGGUGGUGUACUUCACUGCUACCUUCCCCUACCUGAUGCUGUUCAUCCUCUUCAUUCGUGGAGUGUCUCUCCCAGGUGCUGCAAAGGUUCCAUCGUCCCAAGUUGACAUCCAUUUCACCGUGACAGGCCGGGCGCCUGCGGGGGAACACCCACAGAAAGGGGCUCUCUCUCUCCCAUACCGACAUCCAUCUUACCCGCACAGGCCAGGCCUGCAGGGGAGCACCCCCAGCAGGGUGCUCUUCCCUGACUGCCUCUCCACAGUCCUCGGUCUCCUGGAAGUAUGGCGUGAUGCAGGGACCCAGGUGUUUUUCUCCUACGCUGUGUGUCAGGGAGUACUGACUGCUCUGGGAAGCUACAACAAAUACAACAACAACUGCUACAGGGAUUGCUUGGCACUGUGUUGUCUGAACAGUGCCACCAGUAUCUUUGCUGGUUUUGCUGUGUUCUCAGUGCUGGGAUUCAUGGCUGAUGACCUCGGCAUAACGAUGGAGGAAGUUGCUACUAGUGGUCCUGGACUGGCCUUCAUAGCCUAUCCUAAGGCUCUGUCGUUGCUUCCUGGCUCAUCCUUCUGGGCUGUGCUCUUCUUCCUCAUGAUCCUCUUCCUGGGCCUAGACAGUCAGUUUGUGUGCGUGGAGAGCCUGUCCACAGCCAUCACAGACAUGUUCCCACAUAAGCUGAGGAGGCCUGGUGCCAGAGAGAAACUGGUCCUGGUCAUCGCUGUUGUCUGCUUCCUACUGGGGCUGCCACUCAUCAGUGAGGGAGGGAUAAUCCUCUUCCAGUUGAUUGAUACCUAUGGUCCCAGUGGGACCACUCUCCUGCUCAUUGCCUUGAUUGAGGCUGUUGUCAUUGCCUGGGUGUAUGGUGUGGACCGUUUCUAUGACAACAUUGAGGACAUGAUCGGGUACCGGCCGUUCCCUGUGCUCAAGUACUGCUGGUUGUUCAUCACGCCGCUCAUCUGUGGGGUCACACUACUGUAUAUCAUUGUGCAAACACAGCCGCUUAAGGUGUAUGGUCAUGAACUUGGCUCCUGGGGCGCCACAUUGGGCGCUCUACUUGUCAUCACUCCAAUUAUAUGCAUCCCAGUGUUCAUUGUGGUCACACUGUGUAGGAAUCCCCACAAGAUGACUACUCCAUCCAGUGACCUGCGCCAGGCUCGAUCAGACAAACCAGUGCUCACACUAUGUAAACGCGUCAUCUUCAAGGCACAGGGGCCUCUAACCAGAAGUAUGGACGAAUGCAAUGAGAAGAUGAUGAUGAAGGAACCCAGCAAGCUUCUCUGUACACUGAGUGUCAACACACUGUCCUGA